Messenger RNA from Eubalaena glacialis (North Atlantic right whale), 2454 nucleotides. It is a transcript of the gene TNFSF15, whose product is annotated as TNF superfamily member 15. Gene Ontology annotation, molecular function: tumor necrosis factor receptor binding. The transcript is spliced from 4 exons. NCBI's taxonomy places the organism in Eukaryota, Metazoa, Chordata, Mammalia, Artiodactyla, Balaenidae. The record is from RefSeq and is a predicted model, not a curated record. Gene Ontology annotation, biological process: immune response. The coding region runs from base 23 to 850 and encodes 275 amino acids. Gene Ontology annotation, cellular component: membrane.
GUGAGAGCUGGGCUUCUAUUUAAUGGGGGGGUCUCUCUGCCCUGAAGGAGUCAGAGGCAACUCUAGGACCAUCAGGAGCAUGGCAGAGGAUCUAGGGCCGGGCUGUGGGGAAACAGCCAGCAUCGAAAUGCUGCCCGAGGACGGCGGCUGCAGGCCCAAGGCCAGAGCUGGGCUAGCAUCCAGGAGCAGCGGUGCACGCUGGGCUCUGACCUGCUGCCUGGUGUUGCUCCCAAUCCUGGCAGGACUCACCACCUACCUGCUCGUUGGCCAGCUCCGGGCCCAAGGAGAGGCCUGUGUGUUCCAGACUCCAAAAGGACAGGAGCUUGGACCUUCACAUCAGCGAUCUUACGCACCUCCUGGAGCCGGUGGGGAUAAGCCAAGGGCACACCUGACAGUUGUGAGACAAACUCCCACGCAGUCUUUGAAAAAUCAGUUCCCAGCUCUGCAUUGGGAACAUGAACUUGGCUUGGCCUUCACCAAGAACAGGAUGAACUACACCAACAAAUUCCUGGUGAUUCCAGAGUCGGGAGACUACUUUGUUUACUCCCAGGUCACAUUCCGAGGGACCACAUCCGAGUGUGGUGAAAUCAGCCAAGGGAGCCGACUAAACAAGCCAGACUCCAUCAUCGUGGUCAUCACCAAGGUAACGGACAGCUACCCUGAGCCGACCCAGCUCCUAAUGGGGACCAAGUCAGUGUGUGAAAUAGGCAGCAACUGGUUCCAACCCAUCUACCUAGGGGCCAUGUUCUUCUUGAAUGAAGGGGACAAGCUGAUGGUGAACGUCAGUGACAUCUCUUUGGUGGAUUACACAAAAGAAGAUAAAACCUUCUUCGGAGCCUUCUUGCUAUAGCGGCAAGGCAGAUGUCAUUGUGUGAAGGUCCUCUGCCUCUUAGCUCCUAAUUUUCCUCAUUCAUAUGUAAUUAUAACUAGAAGGUUUUUUUGGAACAUCCAUAGAGACAGUGUUUAAGCCAUGAAAUUUAGGGGUCCAAAGUUCACACUUUAUGUGCCUUACUGAUGAGACUACUAAUUGGAAAAAGGCAUAAGAGAACAGACCUAUUAUCAUGGUUGCCUGGAAGAGUGGUGAGUUUCUAAACAUUAAAACACUGAUCACCAAAUGAAUGGAACAUUUCCACGCCUUCCUACUACACAUUUGUCACUAGAGGGCCCAGAUACUGUUCAAUUUUAUUAUGAAGCAUUUGCUUCAGUUCAGGAACCUUAAAAACAAAAUCUAAUGCCCUAGAAAACAGUGUAAACCCUGCAGAGGCAAAAUCCUACGUCAGUUCCUCUAAACACAUACUUUAAUGCCUUACCUAAAAAAAUGAAAAGAGAGCUGAUAUUUCUCAUAAAUGUUCUCAAAAAAAGAAAUUGAUUUUCACGCCAUCUAUGGCAAGUGAGAAAAACUACCUUUCUCUUUAUUAUGUACACAUGCAUCAAAACAAGCAAGUGUGAGUUCCACAUGUAUAUGUGGAAAUACAUACAACAAUAGCAUCUAUUCCGAACAGUGUUCUUGAGCGCCUUUUAUGUGUGUGCUACCUUAACCCAAAAGACACUAUGAAGAAUGAGACAGACUCUACCCAAAUGUAUAUGAAUACCACUAGAUGGCUUCUGGUCAAGUAUCGCUCAACAUAUUCCAAGGACUAAUUCUAAGUCCUAACAAAUCAGACACUGUUACAGAAGAUUUCUGAAGCUCUCCUGACUAUGUAAUAUAACCAGCUGAUUAGGUCACUCAAAAAACUUGAAGACAGAGUUCUAGCUAACAGACCAAUUAUAUAACAAACUUGAUUGAUGCCAAGAGACAAUGGACUUAUUCCCUGGGGGGAAAAUAUCAGUCACCAAAUCUGGAGAUGUUAACCGAGAUCUGCUUUGAGGUUUGAUUCACAACUUUAUAUGCAGAGUGUUAUAUGGGUAUUUUUCUCUUAAAAUAUUCAAAGGGAUUUAAAUGUGGAAUUGGCCAAUCAGCCCAGCCAAGGCAUCUUUCCUGAAGAAGAGGCUGAACAUUGAGAAGGUCCUUCCAUUGCUUCAAUGAUUUCACAUCCUCUAAUCUGUAUGAGUUUCCUGCACUCAUAUGUCAAGGGUUGGAGAGGCAUUUCUGCUCUCUUAGCCUCUGUUGACUUGUCUGUAAAGGAGGAAUCCACCAAUCUGUUUCCCAGGAUCAAAUGAGCUCAUGGGGAUGAAACAUGCUAACUUCGAGCAUUCUGUGAAGUCUGAGAGCGUGUCAGUGUGACAUGCGGAGUGAUCUCCAGCACCUUGGCCUCUAUAAUAAAGGUUCCCUAUUGUGAGAGACCUCACAGGUUGGUCCGAAAGCAAAUUUGGCAAUGACAUCACUCUUACUCUUUUUACCAGGAGACUACAGCGGCAGAGACAUGCAUUAUGGGGUUCCUGAACAUGAUGACUGGUGUAGCAGUACUUGAUCAAUAUCUGUUGAGUUAUAAUUAAAUAAAAAUUAAUUUCUGA